UCAUAAUUUAGUCUUCAGUACUAGUGGCACCAGUCAGUGCUCUGCAUCUGCAUCACCGCCACAGCCUGUAUAUAAAGAGGUGUGGCCACUGCCAUCUCCUCCACCAAACCACAAGCUCGAAGACACUGGCACAGCUUCUGGUUGCAUUGCAGCUGCAGAAGAUCGAUCAGUAGCUUCUCAACCUAAGCUAGCGUCGAUCGAACACAAAUCUUUCCACAUCGUGUUGAGCGGCAUCUGAAAAACCCAGCAGCACACAAUGAAGCAAAAGAUCGUUAUCAAGGUCAGCAUGUCGUGCGACAAGAGCCGGUCCAAAGCCUUGUCGAUGGCGGCGAGAGCAGCCGGGGUGACCUCGAUGGGGAUAACCGGCGACUCGAGGGACCAGCUAGAGGUGGUCGGCGACGGCGUCGACCCGGUGUGCCUCGUCAGCUGCCUACGCAAGAAGCUCGGCUCAGCCCACAUCGUGCAGGUGGAGGAGGUCAAGGACAAGAAGCCGGAGGAGAAGAAGAAGGAGGAGCCGAAGCCAGCUGCGCCCGUACUGUACCCGCCGCCGCACUGCUACUCCGGCUCCGGUUACUACCACCACCCAUACCCGUCGCAGAUGGUGGUCUGCGACGAGCCCAGCAACUGCGCCGUCAUGUGAUUGCCGGAAAUCCUUUUCUUCUUGCCAAUCAUUUGCCAGCAACUAUAAAUAUUUAUACACAUGCGUUUAUUGAUUGAGUGUAUAUAGUUUAUAUAUAAAAAAGGAGAAACUGAUAUAUCUACGGACUCA
This is a messenger RNA of Lolium rigidum, 769 nucleotides long. Its product is annotated as heavy metal-associated isoprenylated plant protein 16-like. Gene Ontology annotation, molecular function: metal ion binding. The coding region runs from base 257 to 640 and encodes 127 amino acids. NCBI's taxonomy places the organism in Eukaryota, Viridiplantae, Streptophyta, Magnoliopsida, Poales, Poaceae. The record is from RefSeq and is a predicted model, not a curated record. The transcript is spliced from 2 exons.